Molecule: messenger RNA, 996 nt
Organism: Nerophis lumbriciformis (worm pipefish)
Lineage: Eukaryota; Metazoa; Chordata; Actinopteri; Syngnathiformes; Syngnathidae
Source: RefSeq, a predicted model, not a curated record
AUGACAAAUCUCACGCACCACGAAACCCAGCAGUCUGUCAACGAUGCAGAACUUAUCGAGAGACAGCUGAUCAGACUCCAGGAAUCAUACGAGUUUGCGGUCAGAAACAUGACCGAGACCAAGAAGCAGCUGCACAGUGAAAUGAUUAAACAAACCCGAAGCAACUGGGAGUUUGAACACCACAAAAGAAGGACUAAAGACUAUGAAGAGCAACUUGAUAAAAUAGCCCAAGAUGUCAGUUAUCUCAAAUCUUUCUUUCCAAUGAUGGGUGCCAACGCUAACGAGUAUCAACUUCUGACGCCUCAUUCGGCCGUCGCGUCCCUCCUCAUCGAGCGUAGUUACCUACGCAACCACAGUAACACCCUGAAAACGCAGCAGGACGCAGAAGAAACAUUGGUGAAGGAAAAGGAAAACAGCGUUAAGCUCCAGCUGAAAAUGAAACAAGAAGUGAGAAUUAGCGACACUCUUCGGAGACGGGUUGAAUUACUUCAUAAAGAAGAGGACGAAAUAAUCGCCAAUAUAGAUGUUAUAGAACAAAGCUGUGGUAGCUGUCCAGCAGGAUGGAUCCUUCUCAAAUCAACCUGCUAUUAUUUUUCUCUACCUGAGCCCGAUGCCAAAAAGAACUGGUCGGACAGCAGAGCAGACUGCAUUGAUCGAGGCGGAGACCUGUUAGUGAUCGACAACUUGCAGGAACAGAUACUUAUAAGUGAAAACAUUCCAAAAGCGAGCUCCACUUCAGGUUUUUGGUGGCAGAACGGCUUCUGGAUGGGUCUACGAGACACCCAGUCACGGGGAACGUGGAUGUGGAUAAAUAACUCGACGGUGGCUGACACAGGGUACUGGCGGGAACACCAACCCAGCACCAUUGGACCUCAGACUGGGGACUGCGCAGCCUUCUUUUACUUUAUCGACACCACAAAAACAUGGUACAAUGGAAACUGCCAGGACCACCUGUACAAUUGGAUAUGCGAGAUGGUUGCAAAGCCCCUGGAGUAG